Molecule: messenger RNA, 354 nt
Organism: Selaginella moellendorffii
Lineage: Eukaryota; Viridiplantae; Streptophyta; Lycopodiopsida; Selaginellales; Selaginellaceae
Product: aldehyde dehydrogenase family 2 member B4, mitochondrial-like
Exons: 2
Coding region: 1-282 (93 amino acids)
Molecular function (GO): aldehyde dehydrogenase (NAD+) activity
Source: RefSeq, a predicted model, not a curated record
AUGUUGCGUGGGCCAACAGGGCGAUAUCAAGAGACGAGAUCUUUGGACCAGUUCGUAACAAAAUUCAGGACCGUGCAAGAAGCCACGGAGAGAACGAACAACACCAAGUAUGUCUUGGCCGAGGUGUGCGGUGCCUUCACAAAGGACAUCGACACGGCCAACUGGGAUCCGUGCGGAUCAAGUCCAAAGAUGAGCGGGCAAGGACGAGAGAAGGGCGAGUACGUCCUCCACAACUACACGCAAGUCAAGGCAGUGGUAACGGCGCUCAGGAAUCCCGCAUGACUCUGAGGGGAAGCUUAAAUCAUCGUCCUUGGAGGAUGGAUUGCGAAUCAAAGCUAUACAUUUUGUGUGCUA